AUGGAGCCUACCCUUCCGUCCAAACUCAAGGCGUUCUUCCCUUCGUCGUCAACCCCGCAAGGGACGACUAGCCUUUCGAUUGACCAGAACUACCUCAUUGGGCUCCGUGGCCUACUCGUGUUCCAAUCUUUCCUCUUCGUCUUCUUCCAGACAUUCCUCCCAGCCGCCCUCCCGGACUCGAAGAACGUUGACGGCCCGACAUACCAGGUUGUACUUCGCAAGUCUUUUUCAGUGCUCUUCGCCAACGAGGCUCUGAUCUACUCAUGGAUUAUCUUCCUCUCUGCGCGAACUAUCUGCUUGCCAUAUCUCGCCAACAAGACUCGCGAAGUCGGUGCCUCCAGUAUCUUUCGUCGAGGUAUCAGGUUAUGGAUUCCCACUUUCAUUGCAUACUCUUUCGCGGCAGCAGCCUUUAGCACAAGCUCAACCGACUACAUCUCCGAGUUCCUGGCUUCUACUGGCAACAUCUCCACCAUCGCACCAAUGCGCCUCCGUAACUUCUUGCUCUACUUCAACUCCCUUUUUGAGAUUUUCUGGGUCAACAAGCGCUACGCUAGUCAAGCUGCCAACGAUGUAUUUCCAUCGGGGACCCUUUGGAUAGUGUCUGUGCUAUUCCAGCAAAGUUACACCGUCUACAUUACCAUGAUUAUUGUCCCGAACACCCGCACUUCAUGGCGCGUCAAGGCCAUGUUGGUCUUCAUCGUAGCAGCAUUCUGGGUGCAGAGUUGGGCCUGGUACAGUGUCACUGGUCUUAUCAUCGCUGAUGCGGUUCUCAACAUGGACUUCCAGUUCCGGUCCCUGAAGGGAUUCAAGAUCGGCAACUUCGGCAUACCGGUCUGGCCACUGUACGCCAUCAUGGUCGUAACCGGUUAUAUACUGCAAUUCGCUUUUAUCUCCGGAAAGCCUAGCAUGCGCGACAACGAACUAUACGGCCACACUGCGCUAUACGACGAUGGAUUCUUGAACGAGAACGCUGACCUGGAUCAGCCAAUGCCGAGGGUCGACAAUUACCUCAUCAUCCUUGGAUCGAUGCUUCUCAUCGAGACGUUCGAGUGGCCUCGAUCUGUGCUUCGCGGCGGUUUCUUUGUUUCGCUAGGCAAGAGGAGUUUCAGCUGGUUCCUCGUCCAAUCCAUAAUCAUAUACACCGCCGGUAUCACGCUAUACACACACAUGGUCACCGCCGGCAUGAACAGCGCUGCGAGCAGUUUCGUGUGCUUCUUGGUUUGCGCUCCCCUCGUUGCAAUCGUAGCGGAGGUUUUCUACCGUGUCGUUGAUCUGCCGAGCGUCGUACUGGCUAGAAGCUUCUGGGCGUUCAUGACGAAAUAA
Alternaria arborescens is the source of this 1323-nucleotide messenger RNA. RefSeq lists its product as hypothetical. Lineage: Eukaryota; Fungi; Ascomycota; Dothideomycetes; Pleosporales; Pleosporaceae. The record is from RefSeq and is a predicted model, not a curated record. The transcript has 2 exons. The coding region runs from base 1 to 1323 and encodes 440 amino acids.